Messenger RNA from Racocetra fulgida, 127 nucleotides. The record is from the annotation of a GenBank genome assembly. NCBI's taxonomy places the organism in Eukaryota, Fungi, Glomeromycota, Glomeromycetes, Diversisporales, Gigasporaceae.
AUGAAUGAAAUUGCGUUAUAUGAUUCAAUGAUGUUUGAUGCUUUGUCCGUUAGACUGAGAAACGUUAUGCAGCUGCAUAACAGUUUAGUGGUCUAUCGUUCGAUUCGUCUAAAAUUCAAAGAACACU